AAUGAAGAACAAUGUUGAUGUAGUUAGAAUGUUAGUUGUCUCAAAACAUCCACAUGAGCUGGUAGAGUCAGAGUCAAAAGAACCUCCCAUUUUGGAAGAAAUUGUUGUGGGAUUUGACAAUGUAACAAUUAAAAUUACAGAACAACUUGUUGGAGGAACAGGCCAGCUGCAAAUUAUUUCCAUCUUUGGGAUGCCUAGACUUGGUAAGACGACCUUGGCAAAUAAAUUAUAUAAUCAUCCCUCCGUUUUACAGCAUUUUGACAAGCGUGCCUGGUGUGUUGUUUCUCAAAUGUAUAAUAAGGAAAAUGUUUUGAUUGAAAUUUUGAGCUUAAUGAGUAACAGUAAGAGGGACACAUACAUGAAUAUGGAGGAAAUAAGCUUGGCUAAAAAUCUUUACCAAAGCAUAAUAGGAAGCCGAUACCUCAUUGUGAUAGAUGAUAUAUGGGAUAUCAAUGUGUGGAUUGAUUUGAAAAGAUAUUUUCCAGAUGACGGAAAUGGAAGCAGAAUCUUAUUCACUACUCGAAAUAAAGAAGUGGGUUUGAAAGCUUUACCUCGUAAUGUCAUAAAGGAACUUCCUUUUCUGUCGGAAGUUGAAUGUUGGGAAAUAUUACAAGAAAAAGUGUUCCAAGAUAAAAAAAUGUCCUCAAGAAUUCCUAGACAUUGGCAAGCAAAUUGCAAAAAGCUGCCAGGGCCUACCACUUGCAGUGGUCGUGAUAGCUGGAGUUCUUGCAAACAUGGAGAAGAAAGAACUCUUGUGGGAAAAAGUUGCAAGAAACUUAAGUUCACAUAUAUCCGAAAUACCAGAGAAGCACAUCCAAAUAUUGCAGCUUAGCUACAACCAUUUACCAAUGCAUUUGAAACCAUGUUUUCUUUACUUUGGAGAAUUCGAGGAAGACAAGGAGAUCCCUGUAAGGAAGUUGAUAUCUCUCUGGGUUGCCGAAGGUUUUAUAAAGAAGGAAGAAAAGAAGAACAUAGAGGACGUGGCACGAGACUAUCUAAUGAAACUGAUUGAUAGGAGCCUAGUACUUGUUGCUGAAAGAAGAUAUGAUGGAGGAGUCAAAACAUGCAAGAUUCAUGAUCUAUUUCGUGAAAUGUGCUUGAAAAUAGCUGAAGAAAAUAACUCCUUGAAGUUAAUCUCAGAUAGUGAUGAUGAUGAUGAAGAUAAACAACAGUUCUUCAGUCAAGUAUCAACGUAUCAGCAGCACCAUUGUUUGAGUAUCAACUACAUGGACUAUCCUAGUGGCCUACACGUACGCUCUCUUCUAUAUGAUUUUGUUUUUGAGAGCACAGUCACAUUAAUCUCAUGCAGCUACAAAGUUCUUAGGGUCUUUGAUUUUAAGAACAGGUCAACAAUCCUAGAUCUAGUGAUAGGAUUUGAAAAUAUGGUUCACUUAAGGUACUUGGCAAUUUCAUAUAAAUGGCAACCAUUGGAUUUGGAAAGGUUCCACAAACUAGAAUUUCUUGUUGUGGACAAUGUUGAUAAAGUUGAAAUACCUGAGAUCCUUCUUAAUAUGGUGAGUUUGAGACACAUGGAGUUCAAGGGCGGUGCAUACUUCGGUGAAUCUAGUCGUCAACUAGCAACUAAUAGUAAGAGCUUCCAAAUAAAUAUCCUACAAAGUAUUUCUGUACUCUCAAUUUACCAUGAAAUGGAUGAGAAAAUUUUGAGAUGUUUACCCAAUCUUCGUAGACUGAAAAUCAAUGUUGAAAAUUCACCAAAUCAUUCGUUCGAUUUCCUUAAUCAGCUUGAAUCGUUGAAUCUAUUUUUUUAUUCUACCAAUUUGAUCGGUUUGCCCUUAAAUUUGAAAAAAUUGAGACUGCAAUUUGGAGAUGUGUGA
This is a messenger RNA of Olea europaea var. sylvestris, 1835 nucleotides long. RefSeq names its product putative late blight resistance protein homolog R1B-8. Bases 735 to 1835 code for a protein of 366 amino acids. NCBI's taxonomy places the organism in Eukaryota, Viridiplantae, Streptophyta, Magnoliopsida, Lamiales, Oleaceae. The transcript is spliced from 2 exons. Gene Ontology annotation, biological process: defense response to other organism. The record is from RefSeq and is a predicted model, not a curated record.